This is a messenger RNA of Xenopus tropicalis (tropical clawed frog), 1118 nucleotides long. RefSeq names its product serine/threonine-protein kinase mig-15-like. The transcript has 13 exons. Gene Ontology annotation, molecular function: ATP binding. Lineage: Eukaryota; Metazoa; Chordata; Amphibia; Anura; Pipidae. The record is from RefSeq and is a predicted model, not a curated record. The coding region runs from base 46 to 1032 and encodes 328 amino acids.
GAAAGCUGUGAGGAACCUCAGCUAGCGACCACUGAGGAGUCACCGAUGGAAACUGGCCCCGACACCGGCCAAACAGAGAGCUCAGCAACGAAACUGAGCGAGGAGGAGGUGAAGGAGAUUGAGGAGGAGGAUAACAUCACCCCACUCUCGGAGAAAUACCCAGAGCCCGGGAGGUAUUUGAAGCUAGGGGAGCCAAUCGGGCAGGACCCCAACGGAGUCGUCUACAUUGGAUGGCACCAAAGAAAACAACGGGAAGUGGCCAUAAUUAUAAUUCAACAUCAGAAGAAGCAACAGGAGAUCAAGAAAGAAGUCGAAAUCCUGCAAAUUGUAUCUGGCCACCGGAACAUCGUCGACUUCUAUGGGGCCUUUUAUCAUAAGGCCUCAUUGGAAACAUCACAGCAUGGAGGACUAUGGAUUGCUACAGAGCUUUGUACCGGUGCGACUGUAGAAGAUCUCCUUGCAUCCAAAAGGACCUUAGGCGAAAGAUGGAUCGCCUAUAUUUGCAAGAAUGUGAUAACGGGCCUUAACCAUCUGGAAGAGAAGAAGAUAAUCCAUCAUGACAUCAAGCCCGAACACAUUGUCAUCUCCUCAUCCGGAGAGGUGAAGAUCGGCGAGUUUUGCUUUGCGACCAUCGGAGGAAGGAGCGCCAGCACUUCGGGGACCAUGGCAUACAUGGCUCCGGAAGUACUGGCUCAUUUUGGCCAAAACAGCGGCGAAUAUGACCAUAAGGCUGACAUCUGGUCACUAGGGAUUGCAGCCAUUCAAAUGGCGGAAGGACAUCUCCCAUUCAGAAGACUUCCCAAGAAGAAGCUGAUCCAGCGAAUAACAACUGGUCCAGUUCCAUCAUUACCAUCAAGGGGCAAUUGGAGUGACGAGUUCCGCUUCUUCAUCAGCGAGUGCCUGCAGAGAGACCCAGGCAGGAGACCAUCUGCAAGGCAGCUCCUCACGCACCCUUUCAUUGCCGAGCUCCGGGGUGAAAGGGGGGUGCAGAGGAAUAUCGCCCAACACCUGCACAGAGGAACGAGGCACUGAAACGAAAACAACGAGGCAGCCAUCGGGGGAGGGUCGGGGGCAUAAAUAGGGGGCCUAAUUACCAUCCUUGGGCCCCCACAAACAUC